Notolabrus celidotus (New Zealand spotty) is the source of this 1813-nucleotide messenger RNA. Its product is annotated as probable N-acetyltransferase camello. Gene Ontology annotation, molecular function: N-acetyltransferase activity. The transcript has 2 exons. The record is from RefSeq and is a predicted model, not a curated record. NCBI's taxonomy places the organism in Eukaryota, Metazoa, Chordata, Actinopteri, Labriformes, Labridae. The coding region runs from base 149 to 823 and encodes 224 amino acids.
GUUCCUGAACGCAUCAUACAGGAAGUGAAGUAACCUCGCAGGAGUCUGAAAUAAUGAGACGGUUUUGACUUCAGGCAACUUUACAGCCCUGAGUUCAUCCACACCCUGCUGUUUCUGCAUUUAGAUACAACAUAAGCAGAGCUGAGCCAUGGCCACCAUCCAGAUCCGAAAGUAUCAGGCCGACGAUGACGAGGCAGUGAAGGAGAUCUUCACCCUGGGGAUGAGCGAGCACGUCCCCUCGUCCUUCGUGCACCUCCUCAAACAGCCGCCCACUCAGAUGAUUCUCAUGUGCACGUUCUGCGCUCUCAUGGCCAGCUCCAAGUCCAUCCUGCUGCCCGUCCUCGCCGUCACCCUCCUCCUGGCUGGUGCCCGGCAGUUUGUCGUCUACAUAUUCAACAAAUACAUUGACACGUCCCUCAAGCUGGACCUCAACGACAUCACUGGGACCUACCUGCAGCAGAAGGACACGUGUUUUUGGGUGGCAGAGUAUGACGGUCGAGUGGUCGGCACGGUUGCCUGCCUCCCCAAUGAGAACGCCCCGGGAUGUUUGGAGCUGAAACGUGCGUCUGUACGCCGAAGUCACCGCAGGAUGGGGAUCGCCCAAGCUCUGUGUCAGACAGUCGCUGAUUUCACUCGUGAAAGGGGGUUUGCAGCGGUGAUCCUGUACACCUCGGUGGUGCAGACAGACGCUCAGAAGCUGUAUGAGCGCAUGGGCUACGAGAAGAUCAGAGAGUUUCUCUUACCCGAGCUUUUUGCCAAAGUCAUGAACUUCACUCUGAUCGAGUACAGACUGGACUUACAGAGGGACAGAAAGGAGGACUGAGGGGCGUCAAACUGAAACACAAAGACUGUUCAGCUCUUCAGGGCAGCAGCACCGUCCAUACAGACAGUUUUUUAGACUAUGUAUACCCAGCAUGCAUUGCAGUAAAGACAAAAAAAACCACUCAGGACUUGUUAAGUGACAUCCACAUGAGGAACUGUUUACUCAAAAUACUUGCAGUUAAAGGCCAGACUUGUUGUCUGUUGUAACACAUUUACACACACACACACACACACACAUACACACACACACACACACACACACACACACACACACACACACACACACACACACACACACACACAGAUUGGUCGUAGAAUCAGAUGCUCUGUUCAUUCUCAUGUUGUCAGUUUGUUCUCGAUUAAGAAAGUAAUUUCGUUAUUUAAUUCUGUAAAUUAUUUUGAUUUGAUAAAAUAAACUGAGCAAACCAAACACACUCCAACAACCUAUACACCUCCAUUUGUUGUUCCAUAAUAGUUCAGUAAUCCAAAGAGUGACACUGGUAUCUUCAAACUAAACCAGUUGACUGAUCCACUUCAUCAUGCAGCAUUUACACCAAUCAGCUUUAACAUUAUGACCACUGAGCUGCAGCUUGAGAGACACUCUGACCCAGUAAAGCCAUCAUGAUUUGGCUCUUGUCAAAGUCACUCACAUCCUUAAGCUUGCUCAUUUUUCUGCUUCCUAACUUUGAGGACAAAUUCUCACCUGCUGUUGUAAAGAGAUAAUCAGUGUUAUUCACUUCACCUGUCAGAGGUCAUUAUGUAACGCCUGAUUGGUUUAUCGUCCUCUGAGAUCAUCCUGUAUUUGUGAUUUUGCUGCAGCCUCUGUCCACCUCUGUAAAAAUGUUCCUUUACCUGAUUUUUUAUGAAGCCAGAAGCUGAAACAUUACAUCUCUAACUCGUCUGCAUCACUCUACACGGACUGCAAGAAACAGUUAAGAGCUGUUAUUAUUAUUUUGCAAAUUAUUAGCAAUUAAUAAAAAGUUUCUCAUGA